Molecule: messenger RNA, 1417 nt
Organism: Centruroides sculpturatus (bark scorpion)
Lineage: Eukaryota; Metazoa; Arthropoda; Arachnida; Scorpiones; Buthidae
Exons: 2
Coding region: 77-1288 (403 amino acids)
Source: RefSeq, a predicted model, not a curated record
AUCGACAAUAGUUUCUUCUCUUCUUAUCCAAAAGUGUAUUCAAUAAAAUUUCAUUAAUUUGGCAUACGAAUUUAUAAUGGAAUCAAUUAAAAUACAUUGUAUGGAUGGAAGAGAAAUAUCCGUUUCACGAUCAAUGUUUCGUAAAUACAGUCCAAAACUAAGUUGCAUAUUGAAGCCAUUUACAUACAACGUAUCUAUUACCUUUUACUUGACUUAUGCAUUCGAAAAUGUGAAGGUAAUCGAUGAAUUUAUGAAAGAAGAAAAGCCAAACUUUUACUCUUUGAAAUCUGCAAUGGACGUUUAUCGAAUUAGCAAAAUAUUGAAAAUACUUAAUUUAAUACGUUACUGUCGAAAUUAUAUGAUUCGCCCUGUUUUCACGCCAAAUGUUUGUGAAAUUUACGAAUUCGCAUGCCAAAAUACGGACUAUGACUUACAAAUUUAUUGCUGGAGGAAAUUUAGCAAUGACUGGUACACAGUAUUUUAUGGAAAUAAAAACGCUUUGGACUGUGAUGAAAUUGUGAUUCGUAGACUCGUAUCUCGUCCUAUAUAUCAUACUUUGGUGGAACGGACUAUCUUUAAGAUUGUUUACGAAUGGGCAAGACGUAGAGUUAACUCGAAUACAUCCCUGCGGAAAAUCAUGGCUCCAUUCUUAAUCAACAUUCGAUUUCUUACAAUGGAUGAUGGAUUUUUAAAGGGCUAUGUAUAUCCGAAACAAUUUUUAACAGAAGAAGAAGUAAAUGCCAUACAACACUACAAAGCAACAUCUGACAAUUCAAUGAUUCCAGAUAGCAUUUGUAGAACGGAUGUCUCCAGGAACAAUGAAAAACCUACUUCUUGGUUCAUAUAUUGUAAUCGAAGUUCUUUCAUUCUCGAUCAAGAAAUGAAUAUGGAAAACAAGUUUCAGUUCAUUUCUGAAAUAUGGGUCGUAGAAGAUUGUUUUCUCACUGGAAUUAUACUUCCUAUUUCUCAUAACAGCGAAGAAAUAAUCAGAAUAAGAAUAAAGAAUUUUAUUCAUGGUGAUGGUUUAAAAAUCAAAAAACAAGAUGAAGCCAUUUGUCAUAAAAGUGGAUACGUUAAAUUGAAUCGAGUCAUUUAUGUUCCGAAAUCUUCCAUAGUUCGUGUGAUAGCUAAAGUUAAUGAAGAUGACAUUCCGAAAAGUCCCAUACGAAUUAGUAAUUUGGCAACACGUUACAUACAUGAUGAAGGAAUGGCCAUAACUUUCGGAGAAAUUGCUCCGUUGAUUAAAGAUAUAGAAUAUAUAUAUUGUAAUGUAAAACUUUACUUUUAAAAAAGUUUAAAAGCAGGAAGCUUUUUCAAAAUUUCUAUAACUUUUUUCAAUUUUUUAGUUUUUAUUAAUAGCAAAAUUUGUAAAAGAAUAUGACAGUAUAUGUUUCUUCAUAUAAGAAAUAAAAUUAUU